UUCUCACUCUCUUUCCGCUAAAAUCUAAGUUGGAAGUAGACGUGCCUAAGGUGUUUGGUUCUUCUCUUGAAGCUAAGGCCCAGAAUCCGGCGACUAGCACCACUAAAUUUAGGCAUCCGACCCCCAAACUAUAAAACCUACAUAGGAAGAUGGCAUCUGUAUCUGAACUCGCUUGUAUUUACUCUGCCCUCAUCCUCCACGACGAUGAAGUCACCGUUACAGUAAGUCCCGCUUAAAAUGGCGCCUUGGCCGGCCUCUUGUGUAGCUAACCAGCCUUACUUGGAACACAGGUUAUUGUCUACUUCUGGGGUAGUGUGUAACUGAGUCUGAGUAAAUAUUAAGUGAUUGUAGUAACGCAAACUAUGUUAUCGCCAUAACUGUCCAAAAUGACAGCUUACAAGCCGUCAAUGUCACUAGCUAACUAGUUAGCGCCACAGACGCCAUGUGUGUCUUCUAGUCUGUAUCUAACAAUGUGCUGUUGCUGUAAGCAUUGCUACGAUAGCCUGUUAGUUAACCCUGGUGCCAUAGUCAGAUAUAUGACAAAUUACUAGCCAACGUUAACUAUUUCAAACAUUCUGCCUACAACAUUACCGUUAUAACUUGGCUAGCUAGCCUAGUAAGCUAACGCCGGUGAAUCACAUGUGAAUGCGAUCAAAGCAGCCAACGUUGGCUAGCAAGUUGGCUUGCUCAGACACUGAACGUUUCCCACCAUUUUUGGCAUUGGCCAACUAGUUACUAACCCGAUCCAAGGCUAACCAACAACAUUCAAAUACUGUUAGUAGUUUUGUCUUCAUGCUUCUACAGUAGAGGUCUGUAAUGUGUAAUCUAUUCAUUUGCAGGAGGACAAGUUGAUGGCUCUCAUCAAGGCUGCCAAUGUGACUAUUGAGCCUUUCUGGCCCAGUCUGUUCUCCAAGGUGAGUCUGAAGCCCUUUUCUCCAUCACCCUACACACAUGCAGGAUUACGUGCAGGGGUGAAUUGAGAAAUACUCUGUGUAGAUUCCGACAUAUCUAUGGUGUAAAGCCUUCCAUCUCUACCAUUUUUUACUAUUUUGUGUGAACCUUGUCUAAUGAUGGUGACGGCACUUAGUUGCUCUCUGUAAACCAUGAUACUCUGACAUGUGGUAGUAAUUGAUGUGUAAAGGCUGCAUCAUGCCUGACCCUAUCCUGUUUCCUGUGUGUGUUACAGGCCCUGGCCAGCGUGGACAUUGGCAGCCUGAUCUGCAACGUGGGUGCAGGUGGGGGAGCUGCCCCUGCUGCUGCUGGAGGCGCCGCCCCUGCGGCCGACGUACCAGGUAACUAAAGGACAGCAGGGUUUCACCCCCUUUACCAAGGCCAUGUGGCUACAGUCCUAGAGGGCCACUGUGUUGUUCACUGGGCCAGGGUUUCACCUGCAGGGCCACCGUAACAUGGUUUCCAUGUGAGCCAGUGCUUACUGUCAGUGAUUUAAAAUCUUACUUCCUGUAACACCCCACAAUGAAGAUUCAGACCUCGGUUUCAAACAUCUCUGGCGUUAGCCAGCACCGGCUAGCCUGGAGAUGGUAGGGUGUGCCAACAUGGCCAUAUUCGUAUCCGGAAAUUGACAGUUGGAUCGGAUGAUGAUACUCAUGAUCGGAAAAAAGUGUUUUAAUAUGCCUAAAUAGAUGUUGACUGAAUACCUCCCUGCAUGUUCUCACUGCAAAAAAAACUGCAGAUUAGGAGCAGCGCGAGGAGGGAUGGGUGUGUCUGUGUCCUCAACUUGCAGCGGGCAUCCCAAGUUUGCUGUCAUUCAGUCAGAAUGCGCAUUAGCGUUUAGUAUUUUUCCCUACCCAUGCCCCACUUUUUAGAUAUUAUGCACAUUGAUAGCAAAUGUCCUCGCCAUGUGAUUUAUCAUAGUAGCAGGCAGCAGCAAUCGAAAUUAUCAGACUGAAAACAUGCGAGAAAGUGAUCGGGUGAAAUUAUGAAGCGAGUGGACGAAGAAAUACAGCUUCUCAAGGGGGCGGCAGGUAGCCUGGUGGGUAGGAGCGUUGGUCCAGUAACCGAAAGGUUGCUGGAUCGAAUCCCUGAGCUGACACGGUCAAAAUCUGUCUUUCUGCCCCUGAGCAAGGCAAACCCACUGUUCCCCAGGCGCCGAAGACGUGGAUGUCGAUUUAAGGCAGCCCCCCGCACCUCUCUGAUUCAGAGGGGUUGGGUUAAAUGCAGAAGACACAUUUCAGUUGAAUGCAUUCAGUUGUACAACUGACUAGAUAUCUCCCUUUCCCUUCUCUAUCCAAUCCGAGUAGCAGGAUCAACGUACAGCCCGCCCUUCUCUUUACAGACAGGAAAACUAGCCAGUUUAGUUAUUUAGACCAAAGUAUGGCUUAGAAAAUCUGAAUGACAUGAGAAAAAACGGAUCAUAAUCAUAUCCAGAAAAUUGCACAUCCAUUACGAUACUAGUUUUAGUCCUGAUUACUCUGCACACCACUAGUAGCAUGGUGUCCACUGCUGCGCUGAUGGUGUGUAUCAGGGCCAGGGUUGACAAACUUCAUAAACUCAGUGUCUGGUGUUUAUCCCUUGCUCUUUGAGCCAGUUUGUCACUAAUGGGUUAGUUUUCACCUAAUUUCUUUGCCUAAUUGGUGAUUUUAAAACAACUUGGAAAUCCGGGAAAAAAAACCUAGGUGAAAUCAUGUCAGUGAUCUUCAGGUUGGAAAGUCGGAGCUCUAGAAAGAUGCCAGAAUUUCCGGCUUGGAAUUCAGAGUUGGAUGACCGUUCAAAACGAUUUUACCCCAGUCGGAGCUCGUUUUGAGUUCCCAGUUGUCUUGAACGCUCGGAAGUCGGGAGAGUUCCCAGUUUUGAAUGCGGCAUGAAUCAGACUUUUUAUUGUAAAAGUUGUCAGUGGUCAUUUGUGAAUGUAAUUAUUGUUCUAAUUUCCAGCUGUAAGGAUAUCUAUUUCACUGUACAUGUACUGAUGCCAUACCUCAUGUACUGGUGCCAUACCUCAUGUACUGGUGCCAUACCUCAUGUACUGGUGCCAUACCUCAUGUACUGAUGCCAUACCUCUUGUACUGAUGCCAUACCUCAUGUACUGGUGCCAUACCUCAUGUACUGGUGCCAUACCUCAUGUACUGAUGCCAUACCUCUUGUUUUCCUGCAUUACAGUCAAGGAGGAGAAGAAAGAGGAGAAGAAGGAAGAGUCUGAGGAGGGUUCCGAUGACGACAUGGGCUUCGGUCUUUUCGACUAAACCAGUUUUUGUAACUAAUAAAAAUCUGAGAAACUGAAAUGGCAAUA
Messenger RNA from Coregonus sp. 'balchen', 3244 nucleotides. The record is from the annotation of a GenBank genome assembly. NCBI's taxonomy places the organism in Eukaryota, Metazoa, Chordata, Actinopteri, Salmoniformes, Salmonidae.